AUGGCGGCAGCGGAUUUACUGGUUUCUUUCCUCGAUCUGAUUUUGGCACAGAUUCCCAUUGCUUUUCGGGAACACUUUCUGUUCCUGAAGUUUGUUCCUUUGUGUAAUGUACAUGCUGUUCCACUUUAUGCAGCCACCGAUUGUUCUGUAUGGUUCACAGUUGCUUUUAGUUUUGAUCGAUGUGUAGCAAUUUGCUUCCAGAAACUGAAAACUAAAUACUGCACUGAGAGAAUGGCGGCUGUGGUUCUGGGGACAGUGACAGUACUGAGCUGUUUAAAAGACAUUGUCUGGUAUUUCAUGUUCACAGGUGAAUAUGUUCUUGGUAAUAUCCCCUGGUUUUGUUGGCCAAGAGCAGGUGUUCAGGAAUCACCAGUCUGGACAACAAUUGAGUUCAUCCAUUACCACCUCAACCCUCUUGUCCCAUUUCUCCUGGUUUUGUUAUUCAACGCUGUGACUAUCAGACAUGUUUUAGUGGCCAGUAGCGCCCGCAGGAGACUCCAGACCUCUAACAAUGGGGGGCGUCCCAAAGACCCAGAGAUGGAGAAGCGCAGGAAAUCUCUUAUCUUACUCUUAGUUGUCUCGGGGAACUUCAUCCUGUUGUGGGCACUGUUUACCUCAAACUUUAUCUGGUACCGUCUGUGGCAUUUGGGGUCUGUGUCUAUGCUCCCCCCUGAUUUUGUGCCAGAACUGUCCUUCAUGCUGCAGCUCCUGAGCUGCUGCACCAACACAGCACUUUAUGCCGUUACUCAGACUAAGUUCAGGCAGCAGUUGAAUGAGAUGGUGAACUAUCCUGUCACUCUUAUUGUAAAACACAUGCAGUGUUAA
Hypanus sabinus (Atlantic stingray) is the source of this 825-nucleotide messenger RNA. RefSeq names its product cysteinyl leukotriene receptor 1-like. The transcript has a single exon. NCBI's taxonomy places the organism in Eukaryota, Metazoa, Chordata, Chondrichthyes, Myliobatiformes, Dasyatidae. Gene Ontology annotation, cellular component: membrane. The record is from RefSeq and is a predicted model, not a curated record. Bases 1 to 825 code for a protein of 274 amino acids. Gene Ontology annotation, biological process: G protein-coupled receptor signaling pathway. Gene Ontology annotation, molecular function: G protein-coupled receptor activity.